CGGGGCGGGACGCCUCUCCCGCGAUGCCGCCGGGCCGUGUCCCCCCGGCCCGUACAGCCGCGGCUGGGGAGAACAAAAGGCAGGAGCGGGAGGAGGCGCGGGGAGGAGGGCAGGCGGCCACGGUGGGGAUAAAAGGCUCAGCGGGGACACCCACCCCCCCCCCCCGCCCCAUGUCCGAUCCCGCUCCGCCACCCGGCAUGGCCCGUCCGCCGCUGCCCGCCGCCGCCGCCUUGCUGGCCGCCGCCUUGCUGCACUGCGCGCCCGCCGCGCCCGCCCGCCGCCACAAGCCGGACAUGUCUCGAAAGCAUCACACCUGGAAGGAGCAGAGUCCUUGGCUGUCUUCCUUGGUGAAUGCUGUGGGGACCAGCGUGCCUGCCAAGGGCUUCCCCGUGGGCGUGGAUGAGCAGGUGGUACACUGGAACCCACCCCGGUGUGGCGUGCCGGACCUCCCCACAUCGUUGGACGGACAGAACGGACGGAACCGGCAGAAGCGGUUUGUCCUCUCCGGUGGACGCUGGGACAAGACCAAUCUCACCUACAAAAUUAUCAGGUUUCCGUGGCAACUUGUAAAAACUAAAGUGAGAAGGACCAUCAAGGAAGCUUUGAAAGUCUGGAGUGAUGUAACCCCACUGACCUUCACUGAGGUGCAGGAGGGCCGGGCUGACAUUGUCAUUGAUUUCACAAGGUACUGGCAUGGAGAUAACUUGCCUUUCGAUGGGCCCGGAGGGAUCCUGGCACACGCGUUCUUCCCCAAGACACACCGGGAGGGAGACGUCCAUUUUGACUAUGAUGAGACCUGGACAAUUGGGAACAACCUGGGCACUGACCUCCUGCAAGUGGCUGCUCAUGAGUUUGGCCACGUCCUGGGCCUGCAGCACACAGCCGUCUCCAAGUCACUGAUGUCUCCUUUCUACAUCUUUCGCUACCCGCUAAGUCUGAGUGAGGAUGACAAGCAAGGUAUCCAGUACCUCUACGGGAAACCCAAGCUAGAUCCCAACCCAACCCCAACUCAGCCAGCAGACCUGCCCCACCCAGACCUCGAAACAAAUGAGAUCACCAACAUGGAGUCUGUGCAGCCCGACGCCUGCAACACAGCUUUUGACGCCGCAUCCACCAUUCGAGGGGAGCUGUUCUUCUUCAAGUCUCGCUAUGUGUGGCGGUUCCGAGCUGGAAAGCUGCAGGAUGGCUACCCAGCUUUGGCCUCCCGCCACUGGCAGGGGAUCCCCAGCUCUGUUGAUGCCACCUUCGAGGACCCUCUGGGCAAUAUCUGGUUUUUCCAAGAUUCUCAGUACUGGAUUUACGAUGGUGAGAGACGCGUAUCUGGUCCCACCCCGAUUGUGGAGCUGGGCCUCCCUGCAUCCCCUGUGCAGGCAGCUCUGGUGUGGGGAGCUGAGAAGAACAAGAUCUACAUCUUCACCGGAGGCAACUACUGGCGCUUCAAUCCUCACACGCGCCAGGUGGAGAACAUCUACCCCCGGACCAUGGCUGACUGGCGUGGCGUCCCUCAGGAGAUCGACGCGGCUUUUCAGGAUGAGUUUGGUUUUGCCUAUUUCCUGAGAGGCCGAGAUUACUGGAAGUUUGAUCCAGUCCAGGUGAAAGUGCUGGAGGGCUACCCACGCCACAUCAGCCAGGACUUCUUCAGCUGUUCACCUUCCUCCAACUCCUUCAGAUGAAGGGGGUGCUUCUGUCCUCUACGCUCCCCUUUCAUCACUGUUACUUCCAGCAGCCACACGGAGGGUUUCCUCUGGCGUUCCUGGCUUCCUUCCAGGAUCAGCAUCUGACACAACAUGUGUCUGUCACAAGUGACAAAGUUAGCUCAAGUUCCAGCAGCCGCAGCUUCAGUUGCCAUCAAUAUAAAAGCAUCCACCAUGUUCUUUGCAGGCAAGAGCAGCCACUAAACCCUCAAUGUGGCCACACUCUUCCAGCAAUAGCAAAAGCCAUCAAGCCAGCCUGGAACAGGAUCAUGCUCUCCUAAUUAACCUGGACGCCAUCACGUAGAACCGAUCUGGUGGCACGUCCAAUGUUUACAUAGCUCACAACAGCAGCCCUUUGCUGCUUCAGACCCUGGCCUGGGAGGAGGAGGGCUGAGACCCUGAGGCACCUCCCUCAGCCUUAGCCAGGGGCUUUGAAGGACACUGCCUGCAGAGAAAUGCAGACGUGCGGCUGCUGCCAGGGUCACUUCGCCAGGCCUGCAGCAGUGACUGUCAGGACCCUGUCGCAGCCCUACUCCCAGUUUUAUGUUGUAUCACUAGUACACGUUAGGAUUUUAUACUGAUUUAUAUAUAGACAAGGGGCCCCCUUCCUUCCACGGUGCUGGGUGCCAGUGCUGGACACUGCCCCAUCUCUCCCUGUGCCUGUACUGAGUUAGGUUCCCCAUCCUGGGUUGCUCAUGACUGCACUGAUCAGUCUCAUACCACUGUUCCCAGCCCACCUGGACACUGGGUUGGGGGCUGACACUGUACAGCACCACUCCAGCUCUUUGCACACCCCUCAUUGCUACAUAACCUCAUGCCAAAAAAGCCCAGAGGUGCUGCAGUCAGGUUUUUUUUCCUUUUCACCUUUCAACCCUCCCCGGCCCUCAGUUCCCCACCCCGGGGGACCGGCCAGAGACACCCCAGUGAGCAGGCCGGGCUACUGCCGGACCCGGGCCGCGGAGGGUGCCCGGUACCGCGGCCCGAGAGCCUCGGUGCCAGCCCCUCCUCACGAGAGCAGCUGCAAACGCCUGUAGAAGGCCGGCUGCCUCCCGCCUGCGCGCCAGCACGUACCCAGCCGUACCUGCGCACCGCUUGUAUUUACGUACCGCCCCGCAACAAUAAACCGCCUCUUCCCU
This is a messenger RNA of Phalacrocorax carbo (great cormorant), 2830 nucleotides long. The record is from RefSeq and is a predicted model, not a curated record. Lineage: Eukaryota; Metazoa; Chordata; Aves; Suliformes; Phalacrocoracidae.